GAGUUAAUUUUAAAUCGGUACAAGAUGGCGGAGGGGGACAAGGCAGCGCGGAGGCAGCAGCCGCAGAAGGGGCUGCUACGCUUGCGGAGGACUGGAGACCCAAACGCCGAGGUUAACCACGUCUCGUCCACGACCUCUCUAGGUGAGAAUUAUGAAGAUGAUGACCUAGUAAAUUCUGAUGAGGUUAUGAAGAAACCAUGUCCAGUACAGAUUGUUCUUGCCCAUGAAGAUGACCAUAACUUUGAGCUUGAUGAAGAAGCCUUGGAGCAGAUACUGCUGCAGGAACAUAUACGAGAUCUUAACAUAGUAGUGGUAUCCGUUGCAGGAGCUUUUCGUAAAGGGAAAUCAUUUCUACUGGACUUCAUGCUUAGAUAUAUGUAUAACAAGGAUUCCCGAAGUUGGAUUGGUGGACACAAUGAACCAUUGACUGGCUUUACAUGGCGAGGUGGUUGUGAGAGAGAAACAACUGGCAUACAGGUCUGGAGUGAAGUAUUUGUAAUAGACAGACCUGAUGGAACAAAGGUGGCUGUACUGCUAAUGGAUACCCAGGGUGCCUUUGAUAGCCAGUCAACUAUCAAAGACUGUGCAACAGUGUUUGCUCUGAGCACUAUGACUAGCUCUGUCCAGGUAUAUAAUUUGUCUCAGAAUAUUCAAGAAGAUGAUCUUCAACACUUGCAAUUAUUUACAGAGUAUGGCAGGCUUGCAAUGGAAGAAAUCUAUCAGAAACCGUUUCAGACAUUGAUGUUUUUGAUUCGAGAUUGGAGUUAUCCUUACGAACAUUCAUAUGGUUUGGAAGGUGGAAAACAAUUCCUUGACAAGAGAUUGCAGGUAAAACAAAAUCAACAUGAAGAGCUACAGAAUGUAAGGAAGCACAUUCACAAUUGUUUCUCAAAUCUUGGUUGCUUCCUUUUGCCACAUCCUGGUCUUAAAGUUGCCACAAACCCUAGUUUUGAUGGGAGAUUAAAAGAUAUUGAUGAAGACUUUAAACGAGAGCUUCAAAAUCUGGUUCCAUUACUGCUUGCUCCUGAAAAUUUGGUAGAAAAAGAGAUAAGUGGAUCUAAAGUCACUUGUAGAGAUCUUGUAGAAUACUUUAAGGCUUACAUUAAAAUUUAUCAAGGAGAGGAACUUCCACAUCCAAAGUCCAUGCUUCAGGCAACAGCUGAAGCUAAUAAUCUUGCUGCAGUAGCAGGAGCAAGAGAUACCUAUAGCAAAAGUAUGGAACAGGUGUGUGGUGGGGACAAACCUUACAUUGCACCUUCGGAUCUGGAGCGAAAACAUUUGAAUCUCAAGGAAAUAGCGAUUAAACAGUUUCGUUCUGUCAAAAAAAUGGGUGGAGAGGAGUUCUGCCGUCGUUAUCAGGACCAGCUUGAGGCUGAAAUUGAAGAAAACUAUGCAAAUUUUAUAAAGCACAAUGAUGGCAAAAAUAUCUUCCAUGCUGCUCGUACUCCCGCUACACUGUUUGCGGUCAUGUUUGCUAUGUAUAUAAUCGCAGGACUGACUGGCUUCAUUGGCUUAACCUCUAUAGCUGUCUUGUGUAACCUUGUUAUGGGGUUAGCACUGAUAGCUCUUUGUACUUGGGCAUAUGUUAAAUACUCUGGGGAGUUCAGAGAAAUUGGAACAAUGAUUGAUCAGAUUGCUGAAGCACUAUGGGAACAGGUGUUUUCCAAACUGUUUGAAGUUACUAGACGUCGAAUGAUUCAUCGUGCUCUUUCAUCAGCACAGCGACAGAGACUGUCAUCCAACAAUAACAAGAAGAAAAAUUAGACAGUAUUUUUAACUUUUUUCUCUAUCUGAAGUGUUCACACUUACACAUGUAGGACAAUAAGCAGGACCGUCUGGGCCGGUCUGCAUAAAUGCUGUAUACAUACCAGAUUUGAUGCUGCAUAUAGGGUAUGGAAUUGCACAUCCAUCUCAUAGGAAUUGUAAUGGUUUGAAUAGGAAGAAAGUAAUUUUUGUUGCAUUAUAAAAUGUCUAACUGCAUUAUUUGUAGCACCAUAACUUUUUUGGGAGAAGCAUCUUUUUAUUUUCCACAUUCCUGGUUAUUUUCUUCAUUGCUUUAAAUUGAAUUUUUAUAUCUAUUUUUAUAUGUAACUCUUUUUUACCUCAUGUUUUUGUUUGUUUUGCACAUUUCUCAUGCCACAGGUAUUCAAGCCCCUGGGUGAUAAUUUGAUGGAGGAAAACAUAAGGCAGUCUGUAACAAACUCUAUCAAAGCAGGCCUGACUGACCAGUUGUCUCAUCAUGCCAGAUUAAAGACAGACUGACAGUUCAUCUCCUCAUGGACUCCACUCUCUGUUUUUUUCAUGCUUGCUGUACAAUGAGAACUCAAAUAAAAAUAAACCAAAGUUUACAAUCAACUGUAGAAGUAGUUUAGUGUAACUGGCUUCGUAGAUGGCUGCCACAGUGUGAAAAUUGUUUGUUGGUUUUAAGCAUUUUUUUAAUUGGCUCCUGAGACUUGAGAUUGGCUGAGGAGCAUUAGUUUAUCAGCACAUUUAUGCCAUGUUGUUUUUUUUUAUCUUUCCUUUUUUCUUUUUACUUAAUCUAAUGUUAGUGAAAUUUGUCUCAUAUAAAAGGAUAUUUCAGGGAAAUAUUUUAAGAAAUCUAUUUAGCGAAUCUAACACUAUAUCCCAUUAGAAUUUUAAUUUUUAGAGAAAUUAUGAAUCACUGUAUCAAGAAUCGAAUUGAAAUGACAAUGAAGCCUUUAUUGAGCCACUACAUUAAAAGUAUAUAUUGCUUUACUGCCUUCAGUACCAGUAUUAUGUAAAUGCAUGUAUCAGAAACUUCACAGAAAUUACAUGACAGCUCUUGUUGCUAAGAAAGUGAUUCUGAGGUGUACAUUUGUCUUGCCUUUUUAAAUUUAUAAACCUGCCCUAAAAGGAGAUGCAUAUCUGGGAAACUGAACUGUCAUUUUUGCAGUUUAGCCUUCAUGUACAUAAAAUAUGCCAUUAAUUUUAUUGGGGGAGAAAUUCCAUCCAAAAACGUUGCCUACAGCUAUGAGUUAAAAGUGUCUGUACAUUGUGUAGCUUUUAUUUUCUAAAAUCACAGAUAGGGCAUGUAUAUGAAUUAUAAAUAUAUAAAUACGAUUUUGUAUUAAAAGUUUUGUAGCUCAUGGCAAAAUCUGGUUCUGUGGUAGACUCAUAAGUACAGUCCCUGUGAAGGAAUGUUUGUGGCUCAUGUCAGUGUGUGAAUGCAUAGACAAUUUAAAGUUUUUGAUAAAUUUGUGAUAUUUAUCUUCCUUGAGCACUGCAAUCUCACCCCUCUCCCCAAGAGAAUUCAAUGGGAAUGUUUGUUGUGAAACUGUCCUCUGUUGCAUUUUAAAGUUAUUUCCUGUAAUUUAUUUUCAGUACAUAAUUAAAAAUUUGUUGUAUAUAUAAAA
Molecule: messenger RNA, 3374 nt
Organism: Orycteropus afer afer
Lineage: Eukaryota; Metazoa; Chordata; Mammalia; Tubulidentata; Orycteropodidae
Source: RefSeq, a predicted model, not a curated record